Molecule: messenger RNA, 1294 nt
Organism: Phanerochaete carnosa HHB-10118-sp
Lineage: Eukaryota; Fungi; Basidiomycota; Agaricomycetes; Polyporales; Phanerochaetaceae
Exons: 9
Coding region: 34-1056 (340 amino acids)
Source: RefSeq, a predicted model, not a curated record
CCAACGUUGACUCAUAACAGGAAAUAACACAAGAUGUCCCGCCCUGUACAGAAAUCCGCGCUAAACAUUGUCAUGGGUUGCAUGACCUUCGGCGCAAAGGGAACCGAGGGUGCACGUGUGCAUGACGUAAAAGACAUCGAAGCGAUCCUCGAUGUCUUCCAAGCUCAUGGCCACUACGAGCUCGACACUGCCCGCGUGUACGCCCAGGGCACGAGCGAGGGAGUGCUGGCUGCGCUGGACUGGAAGAAGCGCGGCCUUGCCAUGGACACGAAGCUUUACCCCAUGGGCCCGAAUGGGUAUAAGCUGCGAGACUUGCCGGUGAUCACCCACAAACCAGAGGACUUACGCAAGCACCUGGACGAAUCUUUGAAAGCGCUCAAUACCGACUCCCUGGACAUGUGGUACCUCCAUGGCCCUGACCGCACGACGCCUUACGAGGUGACCCUUAAGACCGUGGAUGAGCUCUACAAGGAGGGCAAGUUCAAACGCUUCGGAAUCAGCAACUACAUGUCCUGGGAAGUCGCCCAAAUCGCGGAGAUCUGCAAGACAAAUGGGUAUGUCAUGCCCACGGCGUACCAAGGACUUUACAACGCGAUCCACCGCGCGGUAGAGCCAGAGCUCUUUCCCUGCCUACGCAAGUAUGGCAUGGCGUUCUAUGAAUACAACCCGCUCGGCGGCGGCUUUUUUACAGGUAGAUAUCGUUCGACGCAUGACCAAGUCGAGUCCGGCUCCCGAUUCGAUCCAGACAAGAUGCAGGGCAAGGGAUACCGUUAUCGGUACUGGAACGAAGCCUACUUCAACGCUCUGGCGAAGAUUGAAGAGGCCGCGAAGAAGUAUAAUCUGACGCUUGCCGAGAUUGCCCUUCGCUGGGUCGAGCACCACAGCUUGCUGAAGCGCGAGCACGGCGAUGCGAUCAUCAUCGGCGCUUCGAGCCUGAAGCACAUCGAGCAGAAUCUUAUUGACCUCGAGAAGGGGUCGCUGCCCGAAGACGUUGUCAAGACUUUGGACGAGGCUUGGGCCUCGGUCAAGGGGACUGCCACGAAUUAUUUUCACUGAUACGCUGGCGUAGCUGUUCUUCCACAUGGCAGUUUGCAAUUAUAAAAUGGCAACCGCGCUGCUAUGGACUUGUUCAGCCUUACUGAUCACUCGCUGUUUGUGUGUGCUAUCUGCCGGUGUGCGUAGGUUGAUAAGUUGUAAUCACAGCGGGAUGUAUUUCCGUAUCGCUCCUUUUGUCCAUUUUGCCGCACCUGUAUGUAUAUCUGAGAGCAGAAAGUGCUGCAGCGGACGAUCUAUU